Molecule: messenger RNA, 1645 nt
Organism: Xiphophorus hellerii (green swordtail)
Lineage: Eukaryota; Metazoa; Chordata; Actinopteri; Cyprinodontiformes; Poeciliidae
Exons: 3
Coding region: 362-1645 (427 amino acids)
Source: RefSeq, a predicted model, not a curated record
AUAUUGAACUUGAUUAAUUUACUAAAUUAAGAGGAAGCAUGUUUUAGCCAAAAUUGCACCACAUACCAACAGUUUUUGUUUUCUAUCUGCUGGGUUUUUGACCUCCCCCCUGAAGUCCCUAAAGAGGGUCAAACGACCCUGAUACCAAACUAACGACUCUGAUGGCUCAAAUUAGGAUCCCUUCUUCAAUUGUAAAUGUGGCCGUUGACCGUCAGGCCAGAAGGUAGGAGUGGAAAAUCAUACAAAAAGUGUAAACAGAAGAGAUCUGGAAGACUUUGCACAUGUAAAUUUGCAUGCAGCCUUUUGUGCUGUGGAGUAUAAAUAAGGGACUGCUUCACCUAUUUAGUUCACAAGAAACAAAAUGCAGACGAGGUGCACCACUCAGAAGGCAUUGGAACUGAUUCAGAGCAGUGCCAGCCCUUGGGAUUCAGAUGGAGAAGACAUAGACCUUCAACCGGAUUCGGACUCUGAGCUGUCUUCAGAUGAGGAGACUCUCCCUCCACCACAAAAGAGAGCUCGUUUGGGGAGUGAGCCGUCACAGACCGCGAAAGAUGGCACAGUGUGGCGUGAAGAACAAGUGGGGACACAUCUCGAUUUCACUCCAAUAGAACCGUACGCCACAGAUGGAGAGCCAAGCGCUGAGGCCAGACGAAGUAUCCAGAGUCGCCUUCAGAGCUUCCUCUGUUUUAUCACUCUUGACAUGCUUCGUAGCAUUCAAGAAUGGACAACUCAACAUGCACGUCAGGAGCAGCAGGAUUGGUUCAUGGAUCUCCCGGAACUAAUGGCAUUUAUUUCCGUCGUCAUCUUGCGGGGGGUGAACAAGGUUCCAUCGCUAUGUGACAGCUGGUCAGCAAACCUGGGAAACCCAAGGAUCAUUGCAACUAUGGCCCGAAGCCGCUUCCAAAACAUCAUGCGACACCUACGCUUUGAUGACAUGCUUACACGCAGUGAGCGAGCGGAGACCGAUAAGUUUGCUGCAAUCUCCGAUGUUUGGGGAUCGUUUGUCACUAACUGCAUCGCAUCCUACAACCCCGGUCGACACAUCACUAUUGAUGCACAGCUUUAUCCAUCAAAGGCUCGCUGCUGUUUCCUGCAAUACAUUGCAACAAAACCGGACAAGUUUGGCAUCAAGUUUUGGGUGGCUUGCGACUUGAAAUCACAGUACAUCUGUAAUGCCUUCCCAUAUCUUGGCAAGGACCCCAAUCGUCCCAGCGGGGAGAGACUGUCCGAAACUGUAGUGAUGAGGCUGAUGGAACCGUUCAUGGACAAGGGCAGAACUGUAACCACGGACAAUUUCUUUACAUCACUGUCACUUGCACAACGACUGCUUAGCCGGAAAACCACUAUCCUCGGCACAGUCAACGAGAGAAGCCGGGAAAUUCCUCAAUCCGCUAGACAGAUGGAUCGCACUGAAUUCACCACUCAGGUGUUUUCAACCACUGGUGCCACGCUGACAGUGUAUGCGCCCAAAAGGAAGAAGGCCGUUUACAUUCUCAGCAGCAUGCACAGCGUGGUUGAGACUGAGGAUACCACCAAAAGGAAGCCAAACACGGUCACACAAUACAACAAAACAAAGAGUACCAGGGUUUUCGACCUCUCCCCUGACGUACCGAAACAGGGUCGAAAGACCCUGAGUCCAAACUGA